AUGCGGUUUUGCAAUACGUUAUUCAGAUUACUUUCAUCACCAUCAAUUUAUUCGAAUAACAGCUCGAGACUAAAUCGAACACUAAAAAAAUUGUCAAAGAUGGCUCAACAAACAGCUAAUCAAUCGAAUCUCAUCACAAUAGAUGGAUCCUACUUAGAAGGGGGUGGUCAAAUUCUUCGUAAUUCGACAGCAUUAAGUGUUCUACUCGAUAUUCCUAUUCGAGUUGAAAAGAUUCGUGCUGGUCGAGCGCAAGGUGGUCUACGACCUCAACACCUUACUGGUAUACAAUUGUUAGCUCAAUUGUCUGAGGCUAAACUUCACAAUGGGAAUAUCGGUGCUACUGAAAUAUAUUUCACGCCAAAAACUAUCAAAGGUGGCAAUUAUUUAGCUGAUACGAAAACGGCUGGAAGUGUUUGUCUAAUGAUGCAAACUGCAAUUCCAUGUUUGUUGUUCGCUAAUGGAUCAUCUCAGUUAAGAUUACUCGGUGGAACAAACGCAGACUUUGCACCAGAAAUAGAUUAUUAUUCAAUGGUUUUCCAACCGAUUGCUAAGCGAUUCAAUUUCGGUUUCGAUAUGAAUUUAGUUCGUCGAGGUUAUUAUCCAAGAGGUGGUGGCGAAGUUCGCAUAACCGUGAAUCCUGUUGAUCAACUAGUAGCUGCUGAUUUAACAGAUUUUGGACAGAUUAAACGAUUUUUUGGCCGAGCUUUCGUUUCUGGAACAUUACCUAAACGAAUUGCUCACGAAAUGGCUGAAGCUGCUAAAAACUUGAUACAUAAGCAAUAUGCCAAAGAGAUUUCUGUAGAAAUUGAAGUUGUCAAGGAGCCUGACAAUAUGGCUACCGGAUCGGCAACUGGUAUCAUAGUCGGAGCUGAAACAACAACAGGUUGUAUACUCGGAGCAAGCGCAUUGGGUAAACGAGAAGUGCCAGCACAUGAAGUUGGAACACAAGCAACACAAGACUUGCUAGAAGAUUUAUCAUCUCAAGCAUGUGUAGAUCGACAUUUACAGGAUCAAUUGAUUAUUAUUAUGGCCUUGGCAACCGGUCAUUCGAAAAUUCGCUCUGGUCCAUUGACAGAUCAUACGAAAACAGCGAUUGCUGUCGCUGAGCUAUUAACUAAAACUAAAUUUACAGUUACCGAAGUAUCAAACUCGGCAGCAACGAACACACAUAAUUCUGCGUUUAUCAUUGAGUGUGAUGGGAUAGGACAUCGACGAAUAGUACACAUGCCUGUCAAAGAAAUAAACGAUGGUGAUUUGAAAAAGGAGCUAGAAAAGGCCGGUGAUAAACUCGUGCUCAUCGAUUUCUUUGCUACAUGGUGUGGUCCUUGUAAAAAGGUCGCCCCGACCAUUGAGAAGCUAAGUGAAUCUCAUCCGAACGCUGUUUUUCUUAAAGUGGAUGUUGACCAAUGCGAAACUGAAGCUCGCCAAUAUGAGAUCAGUGCAAUGCCAACAUUUGUAUUCAUUCGUAGUUCAAAAGAAUUAGAACGUAUUCGUGGUGCUGAUGUAGAUGCGAUUGAGAAAACGCUCGCUAAACAUUACAAAGCAACAGCCGCAUUUGGAGGCGAAGGUCAUUCUAUGCUAGAAACCAGUACAGCAAGUGCGGCCGUAACGACUGAAACCGAUCGUGAACGUUUAGAAAAAGCAGCACAAGAACUUUUCGGCAAACCAAGUAAAGAACAAACGAUGACAACGCUUCGUCUUCGUUUGCCUGACAUAUCAACUCCUGUUAACAUACGAUUGAGCACAGAUCGAACAUUAAACGAAGUUCGUCAUUUGCUUUGCAAUACAAUAAGUUCGUUUGAAACGAAUCCGUUCGAAUUUAUGGAACCGCCCGCGAUGAAAAUUAAACCCGAAGAUGAAGCAAAGACAAUCAGUGAAGCAAAAUUAACGAAUGCAGUGUUAACAGUUAAAAAAAUUUCAGUAUAA
Adineta ricciae is the source of this 1926-nucleotide messenger RNA. NCBI's taxonomy places the organism in Eukaryota, Metazoa, Rotifera, Eurotatoria, Adinetida, Adinetidae. The record is from the annotation of a GenBank genome assembly.